AUGAGCAGGCUCCAGGAUGACUACGACCCCUACGUGGUUGAAGAGCCUAGUGACGAGGAGCUGGCCUGGAGCAGCUCUGAAGAUGAAGUGGAUGUGCUUUUACAUGGAACUCCUGACCAGAAACGAAAACUCACCAGAGAGUGUCUUACUGGAGAAAGCGAAUCAUCUAGCGAAGAUGAAUUUGAAAAAGAAAUGGAAGCGGAGUUGAAUUCCACUAUAACAACAAUGGAGGACAAGCUAUCCUCUCUGGGCACAGGACCUUCCUCAGGACAUGGGGAAGUCGGAACAGCUCCAACGAAGUACUAUGAUGAUAGAUAUUCUGGUUCUGAUUCUGAGGAUGAAGAAAAAGCCGCACAGGCAGACGAGAAAAAAGAGAAGAAACGACACAGGAUUCCAACAAACGACGAAUUACUCUAUGAUCCUGGGUCGAUGCACAGAGAAGAGGUUAUGGUUUGGGGCUCCAGAGGCCACGUCAACAGCCCGCGUGAAUCCUGUGAAACUCGAUAUAGAGCAAUGUUUGUGAUGGAUUUCUCUGUCAACAAAGAGGAGGUCCUGAGAUACAACACCCCAGAGGACAGGAAGAAAAGGUGGGGCCGCAAGAAGAUGACUAACUGUGAAGGUGCUGCAGAGCAGGCCGAGACAGAAGGGGAAGAAGUCUGUCACCCGGUCGCGUGCACCGAGUGUGCCACUGAAGUGGCAGUCUACGACAAGGACGAAGUCGUUCAUCUGUUCAGUGUUUUAGCAAGCCACUCCUAAACAGCUGGAUUUAAUUACCCAAGGCUGUACACAAGGCAAGUGAGCACAGUUACUCUCUUCCUGUCUACUCAUAUCAUUGAGUAACAUUGAGUUGUUGUUUGAGGAAGCGUCAUUUCAUCCUUAUGAAAGAGAAUGGUUAUCAACCUUCUUAUCAACCUCUUUUCCUUUAAUU
Molecule: messenger RNA, 928 nt
Organism: Tupaia belangeri chinensis (Chinese tree shrew)
Lineage: Eukaryota; Metazoa; Chordata; Mammalia; Scandentia; Tupaiidae
Product: E2F-associated phosphoprotein-like
Exons: 2
Coding region: 1-756 (251 amino acids)
Cellular component (GO): nucleus
Source: RefSeq, a predicted model, not a curated record